AUGGAUGAUCACAGAGUCCUCUUCACGACGUUGGACGUUGUGCGUUUCAGGGCGGUUGAGGGUGACAACACGCCCUCGGACGACGAAGCCGACGAAGAAGAAGCUGCUGAGGCCGAGGCCAAGAAACCUAUCGUCGGCCCCGUCACUGUUUGGGUUGGACCACCCCGCCCAUGGCUGUCCACAACGCCGCUCAGGACGUCCUGGCCCUUCUCAGGAAGCACAACAUCACUGACGUCAACGUCGAGGUUCGAGAAUCCUAUUAUCAUAGCGAAGCUGGUCCUCGGCUUUUCGAACCAGCCCAAAGUUCAGGGGACCAUGUACCUGUACCUCAAUGAGGGCGGGGACAGCGAUAGGCUCCUGGGCGUCACAUGCCGUCACGUCUUAUUUGGAUCCAAUGAACCGAACCAGGACUACUUUUGCCACCCUAGUGCGCCUUCUAGGAAUGUCCAUCUGCUUGGCCAGAAAUCUUACAAUAACCUCGUCGCCUCGAUCAAACUCCAGAUUGCAGACCUCGGCAUUGCGGCUCGACGCUGGGAGAGGCAGAUCGGACAGUUUGAGGAGAGGGAGAAUUGCGACAACGCUGCACGGGCUAGGAACGAACGACUUGAGACCCAGGGGCUGCUGAACAAAGCUAUGGUGGGCAUGGACGAGCUUAUAAUGUUCCAGCGUCGGGUUGAAACAGACUGGAGCGACAAGAACAACCGUGUCCUUGCCCACGUCCUCUGCUCCCCAGCCAUCGGUCUCGGCGUCGGUCAGCAACAGUUCACCGAAGACUGGGGAAUCUUCAAGAUCGAUCGCGACAAGCUCGGUGACGCUUCAAAGGGAACAAGAUCGACCUUGAUCUCGCCCCCAGUCUUCACCCGCAUGUGCUUUCCCCACCCAGAAGCCGAUUGGGAGUUCGAGUAUCCUACAGAUCGUCUGCUUCCAGUUCGUGGUGUCAUCUCCGACCAGCUCAUGUGCUCCCCCGAUAUGAAGGACCAGGACGGCAAACCCUGCUUGCUUGUUGUCAAACACGGGAAUUCCAGCUGCACUACGCUCGGCCGUGCCAAUGGGGUCUUCUCCGUCGUUCGCAAGUACAAGGCCGGAGAUGUGGCCGUCAAGGAAACCUCCUUGGAGUGGGGAAUCAUCAAUUUCGACACCAAAUCUGGGGUGUUCUCGGAAGGUGGUGAUUCGGGCUCCGCGAUCGUCGAUAUCCAUGGCCGUAUUGGUGGCCAGCUUAUUGGCGGCAGCGGCAGCAUCGAAUUCUCCGACAUGACCUACGCCACGCCCUUCUGGUGGGUGCUCGAGCGUACCAAGGCCAACGGGUUCCCCAAUGCGAACAUCAGCGUCGCCUAA
Molecule: messenger RNA, 1335 nt
Organism: Marasmius oreades (fairy-ring Marasmius)
Lineage: Eukaryota; Fungi; Basidiomycota; Agaricomycetes; Agaricales; Marasmiaceae
Exons: 4
Coding region: 1-1335 (444 amino acids)
Source: RefSeq, a predicted model, not a curated record